This is a messenger RNA of Rhinichthys klamathensis goyatoka, 2242 nucleotides long. RefSeq names its product arginine vasopressin receptor 2a, duplicate a (gene avpr2aa). Gene Ontology annotation, biological process: regulation of systemic arterial blood pressure by vasopressin; G protein-coupled receptor signaling pathway; positive regulation of vasoconstriction. Gene Ontology annotation, cellular component: membrane. The transcript is spliced from 7 exons. Gene Ontology annotation, molecular function: peptide binding; vasopressin receptor activity. The record is from RefSeq and is a predicted model, not a curated record. The coding region runs from base 499 to 2007 and encodes 502 amino acids. Lineage: Eukaryota; Metazoa; Chordata; Actinopteri; Cypriniformes; Leuciscidae.
GAGAGAAGGGAGGGAGCGAAGGACGAGAGAGGGCGAGUGCAUGUAAGAGAUAUGUUUAUACUAAGCCAGGCUCAAAUUCAACGCCAUCGGUGCACCGGUGCUCAUGUAAUGUGGGAAAUUAAAGCUCAGACACGCAGAGUCUCAGGAAUGGUGGGACAUUUCUUGGAAUAAAUUGCGUACCUCUAUCCGAGGGCUCCAUGAAGAAAUGAAGCUCUGAAUUCUGUGAACAUAAACUCGGGUGAAAGCUGCAAAACACUACAGCUUUACAAGUUCACAAAGGGUGGUGAAAUAUCUGAACGCUCUUCAGAGGCAGCUCGGAGGCUCUUAUGUCAACCAACCAUCACGAAGCAAAACCGCAGCUUUGAAGAACUGAACGAGGCUCCUCACAAAACACAUGGAUUACAUGGAUUAUUGCUGCUGAUUCAAGAACACAGAGGCAACAAAAUAAAAGACAAACUUCUAUUAAAGUGAAAAACAUGCACUGACGGAAGGUGAGGCAUGGAGACCUUCUCAGGAGAGGCAUUCUUUGAGCAUGCUGAACUCAACAGCACUUUCAGAGGAGGAUCAUACUUCUGGUUGGUCACUCAAAACAGCUCAAUAAACCGCACUCAGGUGCCAGGUCCAGUUAGGAUUCGGGACAUGGCUCUGGCUCAAGCCGAGAUUGGAAUUCUGGGUCUGGUUCUCGCUCUGGCAACACUAGGGAACAGCUUUGUACUGUGGGUUCUGCUGAGGCGACGCAAAUACAACGCACCCAUGCACCUAUUUAUGGUAAAUCUGUGUGUUGCGGACCUUGUGGUGGCAUUUUUUCAGGUGCUCCCGCAGCUGGUAUGGGUUAUCACAGAGAGAUUUCAAGGUCCUGACGUGCUGUGCCGCUCAGUGAAAUAUCUUCAGAUUGUGGGAAUGUUUGCAUCCUCUUACAUGAUUGUUGCUAUGACAGUGGACCGCCAUAAUGCCAUCUGCUGCCCCCUGCAGACUUACAAAGGAGGGGCAGUUUCAUGCUGGAAUACACCCAUCAUGGUAGCCUGGGGUCUAGCCCUUGUUCUCAGUGUGCCGCAGGUGUUUAUUUUCUCCAGGUCAGAGGUCUCUCCAGGAGUGUUUGAAUGCUGGGGGCACUUUGCCGAGCCCUGGGGGCUGAAAGCCUAUGUCACCUGGAUGACUGUAGCCGUGUUUGUGCUUCCUACCUUUAUUAUCACCAUUUGUCAGGUACGAAUAUUCAAAGAGAUCCAUGAUAACAUCUACCUGAAAUCAGAACAUGUGGUUUCUGCUGACAUGAAGAAGAACCUGGUCAUUUUUCACUUUCCCAUUUUCAAAAAGCGGGCCAGCGAAGCUAAAGUCUUACACAUGCCGAGAGAAGCAAGAGAACUCCAUAAAAAGAAUACCAACAGUGGCUCAUCCCAUUCUCACACCUGCAACACUGAGGACACACCAGAGCCUGAUUGUUGUGGUAAAUCUUGUCAGGAUGGCUACAGUCCCAAUGAUCUAGCCUCACAGACUCACAAUUCAUCUCCUGAUGUGCUGCCUCACAUUCAGACUCACCCACACACCAUCUGGAGCAACUCUGCAGCAUUCCAGACAUCACAUGGAUACUCUGUUCCUCACAGGACAACCACUACUGAAGAAUCCAAUACUUCAUCAAAUCCCUCUUUCCCACCUUGCCCUCUCCAUCCACCUCUUACAGGUGUGUCGAAAGCUAUGUCUAAAACAGUGAGGAUGACUCUGGUCAUUGUGCUUGUCUAUACGUUGUGCUGGUCACCCUUCUUCAUUGUACAGCUGUGGGCUGCCUGGGACCCCAACCCCCCUGACCAAGGAGUGGCUUUCACCAUUCUGAUGUUGUUAGCCAGUCUGAACUCUUGUACAAACCCGUGGAUCUACACAGCCUUUUCCAGCAGCGUGUCACGUGAACUUCUCGCUCUACUGCGCUGUCGGCCAAAGCUGCCUCGCAGGAGCUCGAUGCACGACCACUCCAGUGAUAUAAACACCUCCACCACCAAGGACAACCAGUACUGACCCCUAUAGAAUAAACUAAAAUUGAGUGUCAGCAGAGGUGGCGAUUUAUGCUGGUGUAUCUGUCCUACGCAUGUGGAAGACAUGUUGUCAUGAGAUAUUGCUACAUCUUCUAUUCAGAGUAGCUGAAGAUGCUGUUUUAACUGUGAAGAGUGGUAUGCUAAUAAGCAAACUGGACCAAAUGUGACAAAGAUCAUUUCAUGAGGAUUUUUAUGCUAAAACGGACCACUGAUAACGA